Molecule: messenger RNA, 6016 nt
Organism: Copidosoma floridanum
Lineage: Eukaryota; Metazoa; Arthropoda; Insecta; Hymenoptera; Encyrtidae
Gene: Pcl
Product: polycomb protein Pcl
Biological process (GO): positive regulation of DNA-templated transcription
Cellular component (GO): Set1C/COMPASS complex
Source: RefSeq, a predicted model, not a curated record
UCGGUGUAGGCACCGUGUAAACUUUGUAGAGUGUGUAUAUUAUAGGUUGUAUGGGUAUCGCGUUACAUUUUAGUUUCGUUUUCGUCUCUCGUGUGUUGUUGCGUAUACGCGGAAUGCCCGUGUGUUGUUGCCUCGAAGAUGGCGGACGUGUUGCAGGCAUCAGCGGCUCCCCCAGCUUCUUCAUCUUCUGAUGCUCAACCCCCAGGACUGUAGCAGACAUCAUCAUCCUUCCAUCCCCGACAGUGUCUCUUUCCCUCAGCGCCAGCUGACGACUGACUUGACUCCACCUCUUUUGCUUCAAGGCCGCCGUCGUCUAAUCUAAUCUCUCUCUCUCUUUCUCUUUCGGAUCUGUGCACACAUAUACUGCGAGGGAAAAGGAAACUUGCGGACUGAAUUAGUGCAUACUCGAAACGAGAGGGAAAGUGUUGUGUGUCUGCUGUAUUUACGUUUACGCGCGCACGAGAGUCUGCGGGCUUCUUCUCGGAAGUGCUGUAACACACAUUUACCGCAGUCACUUAUAAAGAAUAUACACAUCAACGAGAGGAGGCGGCCACUGCCUUCUUUUUUCCUUCUCCUUCUUCACCUUCGUUUCUCCUUUCUUCUUCUUCUUCUUUUUCUAUUCGUUCUCUUCGUCGUCGCCCAGUUCACCCUUGAAGGAUGCCCCCCCCCUCUCUCCUCUCACCCCGCCUGGACGACUAAGCUGUAGUAGUAAUUAGGAGAGAGAGAGGUUUUUUUGCAAGUGCGCGUACCAGCGGUGUUUCUUCUCCCAAAGUCGUCUCCUGGGUAUAGAGUCAGACGACUCUUGUGUGUUCAUAGCUGACGAGGAGUUCAUCGACGUCGACCUGUAGAUUCACGAGAGAGACUAUCAUGGGGCGCAACAGCUUGAUGCCCGGGAGGAGCAGCGUCUGAUAUGGAGCCUAGUUACACUGAGAUUGUAGCGGAUAGGCUCUAGUCAAAUCUUCAACACAGUAAGACAAUGCCAUUCAUAGCAAAAGAAGAUAAGAUGACAGAGUCUGAGGAUAGCUUGAUAUCACCAGACAGUACAACAAGGGAACGUUGUGGAUUUGUACCUGGAGACGAUGUUCUUCUCCAUAAACACGAUGGAAAGUUUUAUCUGGGAACAGUUGUACAGGUUGAUGUUACAAGUGAAAAGUGUUACAUCAAAUUUUUGGAUGGCUCCGACGAUUGGUCGCCAGUGAAAGAUCUGACAAAACUUAAUACCAAUUCGGACGUCUGUGUUGUGUGUAAGAAUUCGCAGCCUGUUGAAGUUGUUGCUUGUGAUGACUGUGGCCGCAAAUAUCAUCAGUUUUGCCACGAUCCGUACAUCGAAAAUGAGUACACACUUCCCAGUGCAAUGUGGCAUUGUAAAAAGUGCAAGACCACAAAUCCUGUUUCACCGAGUAAGGCGAUUUCUGAGCCCAGAUUAGACACCAAAACUAUUACAGAAUCCAAAACUCAAUCAGAGCCCAGAAACUUCCUAGAGGUAAAACCUCAUAAAGAAGUCAAAAAGUCUAUGGUUAAAGAGAGUAUAAGGAAACUUUGCAGUGGUAGAGAUCAACGAUUACCUCUACCAGAUGACAGAACAAAGUUACCUUAUGACCCUGAUAGGUUGAACUGGGAUGCGCAUCACAGAGUGAAUGACGAGCAAAUAUAUUGUUAUUGCGGUCUAAAUGGUGAAUGGUAUACACAAAUGUUGCAAUGUGCUCGUUGUAGACAGUGGUUUCACGAAAAGUGUAUCGGUUGUUUAUCUUAUCCACUUUACAGUGGUGAUCGAUUUUACGUGUUCGUCUGUUCAAUGUGCAAUUACGGAAAAGAAUUUGUGCGGCGACUAGAAUUGAAGUGGGUUGAUCUUGUGCACUUGAUGUUGUACAACCUUACAGUGUAUAACGCCAAGAAGUACUACGAUUUUGACACUGUAAUUAUUCCUUAUGCAAACGAUAAUUGGCAAACAUUACAGUUACCUCCGAGAAUUCGUGACGUUAGUGAAAGGAUCCGUAAAGAAUCCAUCCUUGCAGUUCUAGCCACCAAUAGAUCUAGGUUUAAAUGCGGUCGAGAAAUAAAAAAGCGCACCACUAUUUGGGGCCUGAGGCAAAGACUCCCACCACCAAGUCCACAGGUUAAUCUUCCCCCUUCCGGCAUUGUUGAUGACACUGUACUGAAUCAAUGCUGCUGUUCUGGCAAAAGACUGCAAUUUCUGACACCGGCUACUGGAGCUUUGGCAUCACCAGAAAGUACAAAACAAUUGCAAAAUUUGAAUCAGAGGUUGGCAGAAAGUUUAGAGAUACCUGUCAAUCCAUCAGAUGUUAUGCGAGGUACAAUCUAUCAAAAUUCAGAAGUGGACCCAAACUCCAACCCCAGUCUGGCGAAUCCGUUAUCUCAAUCUCUAAAAGACAGAUACAGUGGUGGCGGCUUUGUGAAAAAAUCGGUGCCAUUUCCUAAACUGAGUCUGCAGAGACGACGACGUCUUCAGUCCCGCGAGCGAUUGCUGCGUAAGCAAAAAAAGCGCGACAAAUUGAUCACGGAGGUUACAAGCUGUGACGGAAUUAGAGAGGCCAGGUAUCGCCAGGCCCGGAAGCUAUUGAAAAACGCCAUAAAAAUCGGCAAGUGCCAGCUACCCAAAGAAAACCCAGACCUGCCACCCACGCCGCCAACCUCGGUCUCGAGCCCACCGACACCUCCAGCGACGUCGUCCGGUAUGUCAGAGCUAUCGGUACCCGAUAACUCGAGCUCUAUCGACCUGAUGAAUCCGCUAGCAACACCAUCGACGCCCGCGGACACGAGCGGUGACGAGACGAGCUCACGCGGCACCCUUGACUCUUUUAUCCCACCGCCCAAGGAUUUCGAGGGCAAGAACCAUCCGUUCCGUAAUCUGCUUGGCGAGCUUCUGGGCAUACCCUUGUCCACCAACAUGUGCGAUUCGAACUGCAACAACAGCAUCUACAAUGUGCCGAUAACGCUGCCCUUGCCCUUGACGCCUGUUAUAACAGAGCCACCACCGAUGCGACCGACAAAGCGACAGCUGUCUGAGAAAGACAUCAUCAUCGAUAGGAACGGCCAAGUGAAGCGUAGAAGGCAGCACAGGCGCGGUCGACCUCCACAGUCCCAAGCACUGGGCUACCAACCAACGGCUAGCAAAACAGCCACGUACCAGCCAGCUCGGAGUACCGAGGUGAAAAACGGCGAAUACGCGCGCACCUUGCGUAGUUCCUUCAACAACGCGCAGCAUCCGCAAAUCGGCAAGUACAUGGAUUACGCGCUGAAUGGGCGAAAGCUGCGCCAACGAAAUGCGAGCGCUGACAAGCUGCAGCCACCUCCGAUCUUUCCAGAGACAAGUAACGCUACAAACAAGCAGUGCUCGCCGGUUAAGCAAAACCCACCGGAAAUACCGGGUCAAGACCUCAAAUCUUCGGUAACUACUUAUUUCAGUGCGGCGAAUCGUGUUGCCUCCGGCGAGAAGUACUCUAUUAAAGCCAUGAGGACAUUACCCAACGGUAAAGUAGAAUAUAUGUUAGAUUGGUCUACAUAACGGAUUCAAUAAAGCGUGUAUGUUUGGACUGUUGCUGCUCUCACUUUAAACUACAUUUUUUUUUUUUUUUGUACCAAAACUCGAAUUUUUUGACAAUCAGCAUUUUACGCUCGGUGAGUAGUGGUUUUUCUUUUUCUUUUAUUUGCGUGCAUUGCGACUUUACGUAAGGACUGUAAAUUAUUCUUGCAAAAAUGUAUGAUUACCGUUGAGUAAAGUACGUUGUGUUUUUUCUUCUUUUUUUGCAGUUAAAUUUUUACCGAACAAAACAAUUGUCAGAACAAAACUCGGAAAAAAGACAAAAAGUUAAAUAUCAGUACAUGCAUUUGUUAUUUUCCAACUGUAUUUUUUAUUGAACAAUUUACAAUCAUAAGCAAUGCAUUAGUUUUUCUAAAUAUAAUUUUACAGAACAAUUUCGUCGCUAGUCGGUAACUAUGCUCAAGUUUGAAAAUACUAACCCAGCGCGUAAGAAUUGCAAAUUAUUUUAUAUUUCAAUCAUUGAAUUACGUGCAUGUAUACCGUCCACGUUUAAACAUCAGUAUGGAAAACAAAUAUUUCUAAAAGAUUUCUGGAAAUCCGAACACACUCACACAAGUCCUACUCGGCUCACACUUAACAUAAAUAUUUCGUACUGCAUACUUAUUUAAUGUUAUUUGCAGACAAGUAAUUUUAGCGAAAAGAAAGUCGGUACAAGCUGCGUAAGCGUUGAAAUUGGGCGACUUUCGUAAACGAAAGUCAGUAAAACUAAUAAUCGGUAUAAUUAAAGAAUAAAUAAACCGAUUGUUCCUCGAUAAAAAUAAACAGGCGUAAUGAUUAAUGAAUACGAGUAGAGAAUUGAUCUAGAUCUGCGGAAAAUUAUUUUUCGAUACAAAGCUAGUCUUGAAUGUCGGUCGUCAAUCCCAUACAAUACGUCAUUACCAACUACUCCAAUUGUUCCCUCAGCCCAACUUGAAUGUAAUUACAUGUUUUUUGAAUAUUACUAUUGAAACAGAACCAAAAAAUUAUUAUUCACAUUGUCUGUACAAAAAUUUACAUAAAAUUUUUUCACCUAAUUCAUCCAUAAAAAUCUUUGUAAGAAUUAAUAGUAAGUAUUCGUACGGCAUGUUUUCAUAAUAAUUCGGAAAACAAUCGAUGUAUGGAUGAGCUUAUUACGUAAUUCUUCUAGGUUUUUAAAAGUCUUUUUACAUCACAAAUUUUUACAAUUUUGUACGAAAAAAUUGUGUAGUCUCGUCAAUUUUAUUAAUAAACAUACCGUCACUUUGAUCUUAGAGUAACUCAAAGGACAAAUCCAAAGUAUUUUAGGUCGACUGCGUACGAACAAGACAAAAAAAUACUUCUAUCGUUUAUGUUCAUCAACUCCUUUCUCACGAUCCUAAUAAAAAACAUAUAUUUUUUUAAGUUUCUGUAUAAAAAACGUAAUCAGCGAUGGUCUCAAUGUUUUUACUAAUUACUUAUUGCUCAAACGCUUCUUUUUCCCAGCCAUGAAAAACAAUUAGUCGUGGUAUAAAAUUAUUUUACGUACAAGCAAUGUGUGCAAUCGCAAUUAAAUUGCGAAAAAAUUGAUAAAGACAAUGUCCCGUCAACUAGAACAAGGAAAGUAAGUAUACUAUGAUUAAGUUACAAUACACUGCCAAACAUAUUUUACGAUUAAAUGAAUGAGGAUGUAUGAAGUGAUGUGUAUCAAUACUAAACUUAUUAUUUCAUUCGUAAGUAGUUUCUAAAAUUUUUACUACCGUUUAAACAAGUUUUUUGUACCUAAGAGAGAAAAAUCCGAGUGAAAUGUAGAGAGUAAACCAGCUUAACAAAACUUUGUUAACUUUUGUAAGUAUAUCGUGUCGAACAAAGUAAUCUAAUUUGGAUCGCGAAUAAAUAUCGUAAACUUGAUAUUAAUAAGAAAAAAAAUUUUUAAAUAUUCCGGUUUGGUGAUGAGUUUUGAAAAUUCGGAACCUAAAGCUCUUUAUAAGAUUGGCUCAUUUGAUGAUUCCUAGUUAAAGUAUAAGACGUUUUUAAAGUUACGUGGAUUCUAGCAAUCAUUUGUUUGAAUAAUAAAUCGAAUAAAUUUGGUACAAAAUUUUAAAUCACAAAACACAGCCGAGAGAAAAUUAUUUAAAUUCUUCAAAUGGUCUUUUCUGCGUAUGUUUAAGACUAAAUUGUAAAUUUAUCGAUGUUUUCGCCGAAGUUUGUAGAAAAAAAAAUAAUUGUAUAUUUUUCAUAAACAACAAGAUGUAUAUUUUUAUUAUAUUUUCAAAGUACUUCUGAAAGCACUAAUCAAUUUUUGAGGGUUGUUCUCUCGGCUGAAACUAACGAAAAUUGAAAUUAGCCAUGUGUAAUUUAAUGAGAAAUUAUAGAGCUUAGGCCUUGAUUAUUAGGUAGUACAUUUUAAAAAAUUCCAAAGGCUGUCGAGAGCGGUUUGCAUAGUGUAUAACGAGAAAAAAAAUAUUAUGUGGUCGUACUUGGGCAAUACACAUUUUUUUGUCUCAUAACGAUCACAUA